Molecule: messenger RNA, 984 nt
Organism: Rasamsonia emersonii CBS 393.64
Lineage: Eukaryota; Fungi; Ascomycota; Eurotiomycetes; Eurotiales; Trichocomaceae
Exons: 10
Coding region: 1-984 (327 amino acids)
Source: RefSeq, a predicted model, not a curated record
AUGCAAGCCAAGGCAUUUUCCUCUCUCUCUCUCUCUCUCUCUCUCUCUCUCUCUCUCUCUCUCUCUCUAUAUUCCUCUUGUGCCCUAUCACUUCAACAAGCCAAAGUUGUAUUUCAUAUUCCUUUUUCUACUGUCCCUCCUCCUGCUGCUACUGUGAAAGACAGUAAGAUGACUCACGUAGUCGAGAAAGUAGGGCUUUACCCAAAUCAUCCUAGAAUGAAGCAUCCACAUCCACACAUCAUCACUAAGUACCGUCAUUCAAGAUCCGCAAUGACGACCAACUACCAAAAUAAGGAUAGGGCGUGUGGCCCAAUGGCAAGGCGCCUGACUACGGAUCAGGAGAUUCCAGAUAUUCCAUAUGAUGUUGUUCAACGCAAAUGCAACAAUCCAGAGCGAUUGCUUCUACUCCACAAGCAUGCAGCUGACUACAUCUUCAGCCUUACCAAUGGACAUCUAGGGGCUGUUGAAGGUGUUCUUGACAUGUUAUACAAGACAUUAGUCCAGCGGUCGUUUGUGAACAGACGAAACCUCAUCCCAUCCGCAGCGGAUGUUCUCAGAGAAGUCCUCGUGGCGGGCAGCAUCAGCAGGGAUUUGAACAAUGAAGGUAUCUGCAUAUGUUAUGAGCGCUGUGGGCUUCACUCCAAGCCUUUGGAUGCAGAAGCGAUUGAUAUUCUUUGCGCGUUCCCUUUCAGACUCCAUGCAAAAGCUCCAGUACUCAGGCAGGUGGUAGAGGCAAGAUUUCGUAUUUCCCUUGAUAUCCUAGGGAUGAUGCAAGCAGACACCAUGCAUAUGUCCCCAGACAUCGGUCAGAAGCAUACUUCAGCUUUCAGUCCCACCUUGCCUGCUGCUACUUAUUCCCAACAAAGGUCUCACCAGCAGGCUCCUUCCAUGGCCAUCAUCUUUAUGAUCCGCAUCAGUUACGUGAACAAUAUCAGCCGCCUGAGAUUUCUCGCUCGUCUCAUUUGCCUAUUGCGUCUAUCCUGA